AUGGGUUUGCCACAAAUAAUACCCCAAAGUGAAGCUGCUGAAAAGAAUGAACAUUUUGGGGUGGUUUCAACUGGCUCGCCUCAGUUUUCGGACGCAAGCCCCUCUGCUAUAAGCAGCAUGAGUAAUGUUAACACUCAUGGGUAUGCUGCAUGCACCGUUGGAUCCUCGUUUGAUGGUUUUCCCAAGAAUGCCUCGUUAGAAAGGUCAAUUGUUUCUGAUAAGACAUUUUAUAGAGGAGCAAUGGAAGUCACUUCCAAUGUCCACGGUUUGAAGAUUGAUACAACAGAUAUGAGUACUCUCCCUGCUUCAAAAAGUGAGCGAAGGGUUCACACUCCUGUUUCCAGGGUUGUUGGUUUUGAAUCAGGUAGAACAAGUUCUUUAGCUGAUGGAUUUACCGAUGUUCCGUCUGGAAAUAUACAUUCUUCUUUUGCUAGUAUCUCAGCCAAUGACACAGAAUCUGCUACUUCAUUGGUUAGGAAGCGACUUUUAUCUCCGCUGAGCAGUAUGCUCUCCCCAAGUCAUUUCAAAGGCGAUUCUCUUGAUAUAGGACGCAGAAAUAUUGAGCCUUUUUCCCUUGUUAAGAGUGAUAAUAUCAGAAUGUCCAUUGCACAAGAUAAUAAGAAGGCGAAUAUUGGAUGUAAAAGCAGUUAUACAUUGCCUUUUUGGCCCGUGACAAGUUGCUUGGAGCAGAAGACCAUGGCACAGAGUGGAGAAUCCGUUUUUCAAACUGAUGGUCCUUUGCUGGACUAUAGAGGCUUGAGAAUACAGGGUAGUUUACCAACUCUUAGAAGUGAACACUUAAGAGAAUCAAGUAUUGUGGCCAGACCUCAAAACGGCGUGAUAUCUGUAUCACCUGUGAGCUCUCCGCUUUCAAUGUCACCUCUUGGUCCUAGAUUUUCUGAAAGAAUGAAAAUGGCCGAGAGAUGCAGGAGGAGUGUUACUGAAGAGAUAAAGGAUUGCAAUAUAGCUUUAAGGAGUACAGAUGAAUCACUAGACAAUUCUAAUUCACGCUUUAUGUCAAAUCGUAAAGAUGAUGGUCUAGAAAUUUCUUGCAAAUCUUUUGAAGAUGUUGAAUUCUUGUUCAAAGAUUUUUGUCCAUCUUCUCUGGAUGACAUUUCUUACAUGAAUCCGCCACUUUCUCAAGAAUCAUCAGCUCCCAUCUCUAACAUCACAAGGUUUACUAGAAGUUUGAGUGGACCUUCAGUUAGGAGGUCUUUGGUCGGUUCAUUUGAAGAGUCCCUUUUGUCUGGCCGGUUCGUAUCCGGAAACUAUAGCAAGAAAAUCGAUGGUUUUCUUGCCGUGUUAAGUAUUACUGGGGGAAACUUCUCUCCUAAAUCACAGAAGCUUCCAUUUUCUGUUACUAGUGUCGAUGGAGAUCGGUAUCUAUUGUACUAUGCAUCCAUAAAUCUUGCGGGAAAUUCUUCACCGAACAUCUUCAGAGGCCAUUUUGUGAAACGGGGGCUUAGAAAUGAUGAUUCACAAAUUGUCAAAAGCCGUUUCCGUAUACCAAUGAAAGGAAGAAUUCAGCUGGUGCUAAGCAAUCCAGAAAAGACUCCACUUCACACUUUCUUUUGCAACUAUGAUUUGAGUGACAUGCCAGCCGGUACCAAAACAUUCUUGCGCCAGAAAAUCACUCUCGAGUCCUCCAGCACAACUUCCCCUCAGUCGAAGAAUGGUUCAACCGGGUUGGACAGUGGAAAUGACAAGGGGAUUCCACUAGUGCAAAAGAAUCACGGCAUCUCGUGUAAUGAGGAAGUAAUGCAGACUGAUGCUGUUGAUGUUGUUGUAAAUAAAACGAAAUCUACAGAUCAGAGAAACACAAAGGGUUCUUCUAGCUUGGGAAGUUUACUAAACAAAGAGGAUUCUUCGAAAAUAUUGAAAGUCCCUUCCUCAGUAAAGCUUGACCAUGGAAGUUUAACCGAGGAAUGUGAAAGGAAUGAAAGAAAGGAAUCUUGGGAGAAAACAUGCGAUGAAUCAGGGAAGCCAUCAAAGAAUUCUAGUAGUGCUGGCCCGCUACGUUAUGCUCUCCACCUCCGCUUUAUCUGCCCUUUUCCUAAGAAGACAAGUAGGUCAGGUCAAAAAUGUAGAUACAAUUCUCUUUCAGAAAAAGUCGGAUCAGACACAGAAGGCGAACGAAGAUUCUACCUGUGUAAUGAUUUAAAGGUUGUGUUCCCUCAGCGUCAUUCAGACGCCGACGAGGGAAAGAUGAAUGUGGAAUACCAUUUUCCUGAAGAUCCGAGGUACUUCGACCUCAACUGA
Molecule: messenger RNA, 2259 nt
Organism: Lathyrus sativus (Indian pea)
Lineage: Eukaryota; Viridiplantae; Streptophyta; Magnoliopsida; Fabales; Fabaceae
Source: the annotation of a GenBank genome assembly